Molecule: messenger RNA, 972 nt
Organism: Rangifer tarandus platyrhynchus (Svalbard reindeer)
Lineage: Eukaryota; Metazoa; Chordata; Mammalia; Artiodactyla; Cervidae
Source: the annotation of a GenBank genome assembly
AUGGAUCCCAAAAGCCAGAAGGUGAAGCUUAAUGAUGGCCAUUUCAUUCCUGUCCUGGGAUUUGGAACCUAUGCACCUGAGGAGGUUCCUAAGAGUGAAGCUCUGGAGGCCACCAAAUUUGCUAUAGAGAUUGGGUUCCGCCAUGUAGACAGUGCUCAUUUGUAUCAAAAUGAUGAACAGGUUGGCCAGGCCAUUCGAAGCAAGAUUGCAGAUGGCACUGUGAAGAGAGAAGACAUAUUCUACACUUCAAAGAUUUGGUGCACUUCCCUUCGACCGGAAUUUGUCCGACCAGCCUUGGAAAAGUCACUGAAAAAUCUUCAACUGGACUAUGUUGAUCUCUGUAUUAUUCAUUCUCCAAUGUCCCUGAAGCCAGGAAAUGAAUUUGUUCCAAAAGAUGAAAGUGGAAAACUGAUAUUUGACUCGGUGGAUUUCUGUCACACAUGGGAGGCCCUGGAGAAGUGUAAGGAUGCAGGGCUGACCAAGUCCAUUGGGGUGUCCAACUUCAACCACAAGCAGUUGGAGAAGAUCCUGAACAAGCCAGGGCUCAAGUACAAGCCUGUCUGCAACCAGGUGGAAUGUCACCCUUACCUCAACCAGAGCAAACUGUUAGAGUUCUGCAAGUCACAUGAUAUUGUCCUAGUUGCUUAUGCUGCUCUGGGAUCCCAACUAUCAUCAGAAUGGGUGAACUCAAACAAUCCUGUUCUCUUGGAGGACCCAGUUCUCUCUGCCAUUGCCAAAAAGCACAAGCAAACCCCAGCUCUGGUUGCCCUUCGCUACCAGAUACAACGUGGGGUUGUGGUUCUGGCCAAGAGUUUCAACAAGAAGCAUAUCAAGGAGAACAUGCAGGUGUUUAACUUUGAACUGACUCCAGAAGAUAUGAAAGCAAUCGAUGGCCUCAAUCGUAAUAUAAGAUACUAUGAUUUUCAACAGGCUAUUGAUCACCCUGAGUAUCCAUUUUCUGAAGAAUAUUGA